AUGAGCUUUUGCGGUCGGAAAAGCCCUAUCUAUGUGUCUCUUGUUCCUUUCCUGAGUAAUGGAACAAGUUUCACCAACACCAAGGCAAACGAGCAUGACAUGUCGAUCAUUAAUAUCCGUGGUAGGGAGAGAGAUUUCGACCUUGACCGGAAUGGCUUCACGUAUGUUUCCUAUGCCUCACAGGAACGACCUCCGGAUACCAUCAAGGGCCCGGACGACCCCUACGUCAAAGAGAUGGCUGCGUUCCUGGAAAAUCAUCUUGGAGCAAGGUCUGUGACAGUCUAUGAUGGCAGCACCCGCAAAAUUAGCAGUCCUGAGUUUCUCCAAGCAUCUACUUACGCCCACAUCGGAAUCUUGGUCACAAUGAUAGAGCUGUUCGUGGUUUGGAAUAAUGUCGUUGGUGUGCACUAUUUGGGAUCUGCGGGCCAAUUAAUUCCAUUCAUAACUGGUGUAGCUGGUUUUGUAAGGGUCGAGAGCUUAUAUACAGACCUUCAUGGUUCUGUCCCCAAUCUUAGAGGGGUAGAUAGGGUUGUUUUCAUUGCUGGAGGUAGUGGUGGAAGUUUUACUGCUGGCUUUGCUGUUGAUCUGUUAAGAAAUCUUGGAGAUGAUUCGGAUACCACCAUUGAGUUCAUCUGGGUGAUUCGGCAUGCUGAAAUGCUCACCUGGUACGAAUCGCAGCUCGCUGAACUCUCCUCUUCGCCAAGAGUAAAACUCUAUCGCCACGUCACACAUCAUCCAUCCACCUCAAAGUCCUCCAUCGAUGGAGGUUCACAAUCUCCUCCUGAGAAAGCUCCGGUCCCGUUGGCCAACGAGAUGGUUAACAAUUUUCCAACGUCACCAACCUCCUUUUACGAUCUUGAGAAAAUUCUUCCUUCAGCCCAAGACCUUCCAUCUUCUUACGAACGAUACAGUCUUCUACCCGGUCGGCCCAACGUCUCAGGUCUGAUUGGCUCCUAUCUGGUGAAUGCGCAAAAGAGCGAGAGAUUGGCGGUCGUAGCUUGUGGGCCAAGUGCCCUGAUGUUGGAUAUGAGAAAGACUGUAGCUGAUAAUAUAAGCGUGGAAGGUCCGGCAUUAGAGCUACAUGGUGAGAGUUUUGGUUGGUAG
Mollisia scopiformis is the source of this 1104-nucleotide messenger RNA. RefSeq lists its product as uncharacterized. NCBI's taxonomy places the organism in Eukaryota, Fungi, Ascomycota, Leotiomycetes, Helotiales, Mollisiaceae. The record is from RefSeq and is a predicted model, not a curated record. The transcript has 5 exons. Bases 1 to 1104 code for a protein of 367 amino acids. Gene Ontology annotation, cellular component: plasma membrane. Gene Ontology annotation, molecular function: ferric-chelate reductase activity. Gene Ontology annotation, biological process: iron ion transport; intracellular iron ion homeostasis; copper ion import.